This is a messenger RNA of Achroia grisella, 1610 nucleotides long. RefSeq lists its product as uncharacterized. Lineage: Eukaryota; Metazoa; Arthropoda; Insecta; Lepidoptera; Pyralidae. Bases 189 to 1520 code for a protein of 443 amino acids. The transcript is spliced from 5 exons. The record is from RefSeq and is a predicted model, not a curated record.
AUAAACUGGCAGUUACAAGGAUGAGAGAUGUUUAAUAGAACUUUUUAUUAUAUUAUAUAUACCCAAGCCUGUAAAAUAAAAUAGAAAAUUAACAGAUAUUUAUUUAGGCAAACUAUGUAAAAUUUGGAAUUAAAGUAACAAAAAAGUGUUGAAUAAAUAAUUUAUAUUGUUUGAAGAAAACGGCGUGGAUGGAUUUUUUGGAUUCUCUCGAUUUGGAAACAACACAUAAAAAAACUAAAAGAGUUCGAUCAUGGUAUUUGUAUGAGCAAUUUAAAUCUCUGGAAAACAAUCAGUUGGAGGCUGCACAAAAAUUGAAAGACAGGUCCUACCAGGAGAGGAUCCUGCGUCGAGAGUUACGUGAAAGAAGAGCCAGAAGAAGGCUCUACGAUGAAUUCGGGUUGUGUACGAUCGAGCCUCGCACAGAGAAGAGUAUUACGAGCGAAGGAACGAAAACAGCAUUUAGUGCGAGCAAUGAUGAUUUCUUUGAAAGUUUUUGCGAACUCGAAGACGACCGUAUCAGUGUAGUUACUGAGCGUGACUUAGAAGAUUCAGAUAACAAUUUCAGCCAAGAUGACUCGCAACUUGGUACACCAUAUGUAGAAGAAUUUCAAAGUAUAGAAGACAUAAGGAAUGACAAUAGCCUUGAGGAAAGUAUUACUAGCGUGGUCGAGAAUCUAAAAUCCAGAACAAAUUUAGCAGAUGAUAUAAAAGAAGAACUGGAAUCUGUGAAGAAAAAUAUAGCUGAAAAUAUCAAUAUGCAAAUGGAAACUGUGAAAGCUAGUUUGCAGUUCAUAGAAGAUUAUACCAAAUUGUGUGAUGAUGCUAAAAUGUCCAGCGUGGAAAGUUUGCCAUCGAUUGAAACGCGUGCAAUGAUGGAAGGGAGAGAACAUGUACACGGGAAAAACGAUGACAAUAAUUUAUUCAUCGUGUGGUCAAAACUGGUUUCAUUUGCUUAUCAAAUUAUUCAACUGAAUCACGGCAAUUGUUAUUAUGACUAUGGGUCUCAAUUUCUGACUGCCGUGCUUGCUUGCGACGUUUUGCGGAGGGGGAUCAACCGAAUGUUUAAUAUUUUGCAGCCCUACGUUUCUCCGAUAAAGUUUGCUACUGAUGAAUCCGAAACUUCCUCCGUCCCUCACAAGACUGUCAAAAGAAAAAUAAGUAGAGAUACGAAAAAAUACAAAAACUGGACAAACCACAAGCUAUCCCAUCGAAAUAAAGGCAAAAAAUUGUCUAUUGACCAAAAAUACAACUCCGAACAUUCUCCUAAACACAUGUAUGAAUACCAAAGCAACAAGAAUCGAUGGAGCAGCGAACCACGGCACAUAAAUUCUACAUUUACAACAAGUAAAAGAGAUUUGAACUUUAGUCAUAAAUCUUCUACAAUAUGGCCAGGCUUAUCAAGAGAAUAUGUAAUAGCAGACUGCAAUUGUUACUGUCAUAGAAUGAGGAAUCCCAUGUUAAAUAUAGGUCGCUAUGUUGACAGCAUAUUACAAGACAUUGAGGAUUGUAGCCACGACUGAAAUUGUUUGUGAUCUAAUUAUCCAUACAAUCGUUGAGCAAUGUUUUGUUAUUAAUUUUUAUUUACUUUACCUUUAUAAAUAUAUUUAUAC